AUGAGGCGGCUGAUCUGCAAGAGGAUCUGUGAUUACAAAAGCUUUGAUGAUGAGGAGUCAGUGGAUGGAAAUAGGCCAUCAUCAGCUGCUUCAGCCUUCAAGGUUCCAGCACCUAAAAAACCAGGAAAUCCUUCAAACAGUGCGAGAAAGCCAGGAUCAGCUGGUGGGCCUAAGGUUGGAGGUUCCUCUAAAGAGGGAGGAGCUGGAGCUGUGGAUGAGGAUGACUUUAUUAAGGCAUUUACAGAUGUUCCUACUGUACAGAUCUAUUCUAGUCGAGAACUUGAAGAAACGUUGAACAAAAUCAGGGAAAUUCUCUCAGAUGACAAACAUGACUGGGAUCAACGAACUAAUGCGCUGAAGAAAGUGCGGUCGUUGCUUGUUGCUGGAGCUGCACAGUACGAUGGAUUUUUCCAGCAUUUACGGCUGUUGGACGGUGCUUUCAAGCUGUCGGCCAAGGAUCUCAGAUCCCAGGUGGUUAGAGAAGCAUGCAUUACUGUAGCCCAUCUUUCAACUGUUCUGGGAAACAAGUUUGAUCAUGGCGCUGAAGCUAUUGUGCCUACUCUUUUUAACCUGGUUCCCAACAGCGCCAAAGUGAUGGCAACUUCUGGGUGCGCAGCCAUUAGAUUCAUUAUUCGGCAUACACAUGUGCCACGACUCAUACCUUUAAUAACAAGCAACUGUACCUCAAAAUCAGUUGCAGUUAGAAGGUGA
Molecule: messenger RNA, 711 nt
Organism: Mesitornis unicolor (brown roatelo)
Lineage: Eukaryota; Metazoa; Chordata; Aves; Mesitornithiformes; Mesitornithidae
Product: CLIP-associating protein 2-like
Exons: 7
Coding region: 1-711 (236 amino acids)
Biological process (GO): mitotic spindle assembly
Cellular component (GO): cytoplasmic microtubule; microtubule organizing center; spindle microtubule
Molecular function (GO): microtubule binding
Source: RefSeq, a predicted model, not a curated record